CACAACAAUUCCUUUCUUCUCUCUCUCUUUCUUGAACAAUCAAUGCUACCAAAAUGUUCCCUAUAACAUAUCCAAAAUCUCCAAAGGGUAUAUCCUCUUGCACGUCACAUUAGAUUAACUGUUCCUCCCAUUCUCAUCAAUUUCUCACUCUUCUCAUCUAUUAACUUGUCAUGUCAUUCUGAUCAUUUUUCUGUCGCCAAAAGUAGCACAAACAACUGUUUCUUACCAUGACCGGAAAGCUAACUGAAUUCAUGUGGCCAGCAUUAGUCGCUAAUAAGAUACUCAACAAGCGUGUGGGAAGCAGCAAUUUUAUAGCAGAUUAUCCAAGUAACACAGAACCCCUGUUGGCUCAUGUUCACUCAUCACUCAGACCCAGAACAAUUCUUAUUGAUCAAAAAGAUACACAAAAGUACAAGAUUUUUGUGAGCACAUGGAACGUAGGUGGGGUUGCCCCAGAUGAAGGAGUGAACAUGGAGGAUUUGUUGGAGACAUGCAACAAGUCCUGUGACAUCUAUGUACUAGGGUUUCAAGAAAUUGUGCCUCUGAAAGCAUCCAAUGUGUUGGGGUAUGAAAACAGUAAGAUCUGUACAAAGUGGAACUCCAUGAUCAGAGAAGCCCUGAACAAGACCACACAUGACAGGGAUUUAAAAGAUGAAAAGAAAAAGAAUUGCUGCAAAAAGGAAGAAAAUGAUAAUCCAGGUCCACAAGAUUUUCAAUGUAUCAUUAGCAAGCAAAUGGUUGGUAUAAUGAUAUCUGUAUGGGCUAAGAGACACCUUCGUCCAUUCAUUCAACAUCUAAGUGUCUCAUGUGUCGGAUGUGGCAUCAUGGGCUGCUUAGGGAACAAGGGUUCUGUGUCUGUGAGAUUUGUGUUACAUGAAACAAGCUUUUGCUUUGUGUGUGGUCACCUAGCUUCUGGGGGGAGAGAGGGAGAUGAGAGGCACAGAAACUCUGAUGUUUCUGAAAUAUUUUCAAGGACAAGCUUUCCUAAAGGUCCUUUGCUUGAUUUGCCAAGAAAGAUUCUUGAUCAUAACCACAUAAUACUGCUGGGAGAUUUAAACUACAGAAUUUCUCUACCAGAAGAAACAACACGCUUACUUGUUGAAAAUGAAGACUGGGACUCCCUACUAGAACAUGAUCAGCUAAUGAUGGAAGUGAUGAGUGGAAACAUGUUGAAAGGAUGGCAUGAAGGAACAAUCAAAUUUGCCCCAACCUACAAGUAUUGCCCAAAUUCUGACAUGUACUAUGGAUGUUGUUAUCACUGCAAAAAAGCAACAAAGAAACGAGCACCAGCAUGGUGUGACAGAAUUAUAUGGCUAGGAAAAGGUUUAAAGCAAAUUGAGUACAGUCGAAGUGAGUCAAAACUAUCAGAUCACAGGCCUGUGAGGGCAUUGUUUAUGGCAGAAGUGAGGGUUUCAGCAGCACUGAAAAGAUUUGAAAGCUUGUUUCUGUCAGAGAGAUUUGAACAAAUUAAGACUCACUUUGAUGAAGUUUCCCACACUGAUGAUGAGUUUGUACCUAAAAAGCAACCAAGUUUUCGGUUGUAAUGUAUAAUGAUUAGUAUAAUUAGUGUUGUUAUGUACAUCCAUGCAUACAUGUUUAUGUUUGAAACUGUAGUUAAAGAAGAAAUUGAGAAGGGAAUUAAUUAGAUGUGAUGAAGGAAAUUAAUAUAGUUAAAGAUGAUGUAGCUAGUUUUUUAAAUUAUCCUGCAGAAGGUGGAAAUAUGUCAUGCAACAU
This is a messenger RNA of Vigna angularis (adzuki bean), 1734 nucleotides long. Its product is annotated as type IV inositol polyphosphate 5-phosphatase 9. The record is from RefSeq and is a predicted model, not a curated record. The coding region runs from base 228 to 1544 and encodes 438 amino acids. Gene Ontology annotation, biological process: phosphatidylinositol dephosphorylation. The transcript is spliced from 8 exons. Gene Ontology annotation, molecular function: inositol-polyphosphate 5-phosphatase activity; phosphatidylinositol-3,4,5-trisphosphate 5-phosphatase activity; phosphatidylinositol-4,5-bisphosphate 5-phosphatase activity. Lineage: Eukaryota; Viridiplantae; Streptophyta; Magnoliopsida; Fabales; Fabaceae.